Molecule: messenger RNA, 2520 nt
Organism: Closterium sp. Naga37s-1
Lineage: Eukaryota; Viridiplantae; Streptophyta; Zygnematophyceae; Desmidiales; Closteriaceae
Source: the annotation of a GenBank genome assembly
AUGGCGAAGAAAGAAGAGCUCACCGGGCGAUUCUCCAGCUGGGCGUCGCACGCCGUCGCACAGUCGCAGCUGGGCAUCGCACUCCUGCUUCUGCCGCUGCUCGCGUGCGUCGUCCUAUGGGGCUCCUUCCGCGCGCGUGCGCCGAUCGCAGGGGGCUGGGGGGAAGACGCUCAAACGGGUUCCCAAGCGGACCAAUGGAGCGUGAGCGUCUUUGCAAGGGGAGCGGGAAACGAGAGCGAAUCUCUGGAAGCGGCGGGGAUUGCGGGCGUGAACAGGCGAUGGGGGCCUGGCGGCAGUGAGACGGGCGCGGGAGAAGCGCGGAAGGGAGCAUUCGAGUCGUCGCGAAGGGGUGGUGGCGGUAGCACAGACAAGGGCAUGGGGGAGGCGCGGAAGGGGGAAGCGCGAGAGUCGACGGCAAGUUUGACGGCCGUUGACGGACAGGCGGAGGGCGUUGACGGAGGGGAAGAGGCGGAGGGCGAGGGGAUAGCUGGGAGUGUAGACGGAGGAGGGGUGAAGGAGAGAGGGGUGGGACACGGAAAGGGGAGAGAGUCUGCUGGGGAGGCCGCAAGAGGCGGGGAAGACAGUGGUUCGGGUGGUGGGGGAGAGGGAAUAGGGGCGAGGGGUGGAGAAGUGGGAGGGAAGGAGGAGAGGAGCAGCAUAGGUGCGGGGAAAGGUGGGGAAUUGGAGGCUGGUUCGACCGAAGGCUCGGAGGGAGGUUCGGAGGGGGGAGGGCAAGAAGGAGAGGAUUUGUUGGUUGGGUGUGAAGAGAUGAUGAAUGAAGGUUUGAGUGAUAGUAGCGGGGGCGAGGAGAGGGGAGAGGAAGGGGGAGAGAAGGGGGGAGAUAAGGAGAGAGAUGAGAGGGGAGAGGAGGGGGGAGAAGGGGGACGAGAGGACGGGGGAGGGAAGGAGAGGGAUGGGAGGGGAGAGGGGGAGGGAGAAAAAGGGGGAGAGGAGGAGGGAGGGCAAGAAGGAGAGGACUUGUUGGUUGGGUGUGAAGAGAUGAUGAAUGAAGGCCUGAGUGAUAGUAGCGGGGGCGAGGAGGGGGGAGAGGGAGGAGAGAAGGAGAGUGGGGAGGGUGGGGGGGAGGAGAGACCAGGUGACGGGAACAUAAGAGAGGCGGGCGGUCGAAAGGGGAGUGCAGGAGGAGCGGACGCGGGAGGAGUGGGGGUGGGUAGCAAUGCAAGGGUCAAUAGAGGCGGAGGCAGGGACGGGAUCAACAGCGGCAACGACAGUGGCAGCAGUGGUGGCGCCAAGGUUGAUUUUAACGGGACUGAGAGUGGGAACGCCAGGGGUGAUUCUAACGGGGGGAAUGGGAGGGCUGCUGGAGGGGCUGCCCUGGCAGCUGGUGCGAGGAAGAAGGGAGGAGGGCGCAAGGAGAAGAUUAAACUGGAUGUGCCUCUCGCCUGCGACCUCUACCGUGGCUCGUGGGUCCCGGGCACCAGUCCUCCUCUCUACACCAACGCCACGUGUCCCAACAUUACUCGCCACCAGAACUGCCAGGGCAACGGGCGCCCGGACAGCCGCUACGAGCGCUGGCAGUGGCGGCCCGAGGGGGCGGCGUGUGCGCUGCCGCGCUUCGAUGCAGAGGAGUUCAUGAGGGUUAUGCGCGGUAGAGGGGUGCUCUUUGUGGGGGACAGCGUGGCGAGGAACCAUUUUGAGUCGCUUGUGUGCCUUUUAAGUCAGGUGGAGAAGCCCGAGUUUCACGGCGGCAAGUCCAUGCUUCGCCUUGUAUUCCGCUCCUCUAAAGUCACACUCGCUAGAGUCAACUCCGCGUGGCUUGUAGAGGAAGGCAACGACACCGUACCUGACUGCCCCGACUCCAUACCUCGCCUGCACCUCGACCGAACCAGCCCCAAGUGGUUCGGCGAGAUCGGCAGGUUCGACGUUGUCAUGUUCAGUUCGGCGCAUUGGUUCGUGAAGCCUUCGAUUUACAUGGAGAAAGGGGAGGUGAUUGGGUCGCAAGGGGGGUGGUGGAAGCGGGAUGAGCCGGCGAAAGUCGACAACAAGGGCGCGUUCGCGAUUGCGAUUCGGACCGUGUUUCGGGACGUGGUGAAUGAGCUUGGGAAGAAUCCGAACCGAGUGUUUAUUUACCGAACCUUCUCCCCGGACCACUACGAGAAGGGCGAGUGGAACACAGGAGGUUCGUGCGCAGGCCUUACCGAACCUAGAGGCGGCAACUACACCUACAGCAACACAUUCGGGCUUAACCUAUACACGAAGCAGCUGGAAGCCUAUAACGAGGUUAUAGAGGCCGCUAUUGAAGCAGGCGCGAGUGUAGACCCGUUACGAUUCACCCUCAUGGAUGUGAUGCCGAGUGCAGGCAUGAGGGUGGAUGGGCACCCAGGGCCAUAUAGAGGGUUGAAUGCAGCGGAAGAGCUGGCCAAGUACAAGGAUUCCAAGUUCCCUCCUCCCCAGGACUGCCUGCACUGGUGCUUGCCCGGGCCGAUUGACUCGUGGAACGUGUUUCUGCUGCAGAUUGUGAAGCGGGGGUUCGCCUCGAUUCAGGGGCAGGGUGGGUAG